Messenger RNA from Drosophila eugracilis, 947 nucleotides. It is a transcript of the gene Hsc20, whose product is annotated as iron-sulfur cluster co-chaperone protein HscB. Gene Ontology annotation, cellular component: mitochondrion. Bases 87 to 809 code for a protein of 240 amino acids. Gene Ontology annotation, molecular function: ATPase activator activity; protein-folding chaperone binding. Gene Ontology annotation, biological process: protein complex oligomerization; [2Fe-2S] cluster assembly. The record is from RefSeq and is a predicted model, not a curated record. The transcript has 3 exons. NCBI's taxonomy places the organism in Eukaryota, Metazoa, Arthropoda, Insecta, Diptera, Drosophilidae.
CUUUAUCAGCUGUUAUUUGUUAUUGUCAGCUUGUGUAAUUUAAAAACUUUUGAUUGUGGAUAAAAAUAGAUAAAUUUAGUUUUGAAAUGCGGAGUGUAAUUAAUGGCUUUGCAACUGCAGUAAGGGCUAGCAAUUUCACACCACUUUCCAGAAAUGUUGUGCAGUUUGAACGUCUUCGUUUGUCCCAAGUACGAAAUUUUUCAGUUGAAUCCUCGCCGGUUUGUUGGAAUUGCCUAAAGAAAUCGGAAUUAAAAAAGAAAAUGAUAUGUUCGGAUUGUGGACAUUUGCAGGAUGUUAAUGCAGAAAUAAAUUACUUCGACUUGUUGAGCUUUCCCACUGAGUUUUCUUUGGAGUCCCAAAAGUUGACAAAAAGUUUUCGCCAAUUGCAGACCAUAGUACAUCCUGAUAAAUAUAGUAACAAAACUUCCCGUGAGCAAACCAACUCCGCGGAUUGGAGUUCGCUGAUCAAUAAGGCUUAUAAAACACUUGCGACUCCCAUAGAACGUGGUCAGUACCUACUGCAAUUGGCGGGAGAACAGAUGCCUCAGGAUAAUAGCGCCUUGAAUAAGGAGUUUCUAAUGGCAAUGAUGGAACGAAAUGAGGAGGUGGAAGAAGCGGAAGAUACUAAAGCUCUAAAUGAAUUAAACACCCAACUUAUAAAAGAACUCGAUGAAAUGGCCAAAAAGUUAAAUUCUCUUUUUAAAAGCAAAGACCUCAAGGGAGUGAAAGAAACGCUGGUAGAGAUGAAGUACCUACUGAGUAUUCAGAACAGUAUCAAACAGAAGCAGCAAAGUUUGCUGGGCAGCUGAAAAUGUUUUAAUCGAUCUGGCAAUCGGUUCUGAUCGCUCACACACACAUGUCCAGCUGUUGCUAUCUAUCAGCUUUUAAGUAAACAAUAACACUGAUUUCGUUUGUUUUAUAAUGUGAAUAAAAAUCGCGACACAGCA